AUCAUCAUUAGGUAGAGGGUCAACACUCAUCACGGCGGCCGAGGAACCUUGGCUCCACGAAGGGGUCACCGUCGAACGCAACGCCGAAAAAGCUGCAGCACGCGAACAGCAGACGAACUCCUAGCAUUCGUGGAAGAUACCGAAAAGAAAUCAUCUCCAUGCACCGCCGGCGUGUGCGCGAACGCACGCUUGUCCAACACAUCCCACAUAUCAUCCAGACACGAAGCAUGUCGCCCAAAAGGGGCUUCCAUGGAGAGCUGCUCAUCCUUGUACACCUGCCCAGACACUACCGGAAACUGCUUCAACAUGGAGUCUCGAACAGCUAUCUGCACUUGCGCAUCCGAAGACUUGAAGGCGUGGUGGGAAACCAUGACGGUCAUGGCCAGAGCCUUAUAGCGACGAAUGUAUUCUCCGUAAGUCUCGCCGUUGGAUACGCCAAAACUGCGAAGACGAUCAAUCCCCGAGAUCUUGUCUUGAGUGUCCCAGGCAGCCGUCAAUUUCUGGAUGAAGAAGGCGUACGUCGAGGGCCCUGCCGGUUCCUUGCGCAGAUGGUUUUCUACUUGUCACCGUGGCCUGACCUCCGUCGCCCUUUUCCGCCGCGACUGCUGUCAGUGCUGGUCGCCCUGCUAUUGCCCCCGCUCUGGUUCUGGCUCCGGCUGCGGCUACGCUUAGACGGAGGCGUGUUUUUCCCACGACGGUCUCCGCUCCGGCUGCGCCCACGCCAAGACGAAGGAUUGGUGCGCUGUUGUUCUGCGCUCCGACUCCUGCUCCGGCGAUGGCGACUCGCCGGCGAAGACCUGGUAGGCUGGUUCUCCAUGGCUCGCCCUCGCCUGUUAUCUCCCACGCCGCGCCCUCGCGAAGACUGGGUGGAGCGGUGAUGGUAGUCCGUCCCGCUCUUGGCCGUCGAAUCCCGGUCGCUCCAACGGUUCUUGCAGGUCUUGGACACGGGAGCCGCCGACCUACUGAAGUCCUUGUCCUCUCCAGAACCAUGUUCAGGGCGUGAAGAGGCCUGCCGGGGGGCUUGCAGAUCGUGCUUGAAGUCGUUGGUCGAAGCAGCACGAGCAAGAGGCAGCUGGAGUCCUCCCUCCUGGGUCACCACCGACGUUCCUUGAGGACCUUCUGGAAAGGUGGCACGACGGAGAGCGAACAAAAGCUGGAACACGGACUGCCGCGAAGAAGGCGGAAGUUUCGCGAGGUACGGUGUGUGGUAGAUGUGUCCGAAUGCAACGGUGUGCGGUGGGGGGAAUUGUGCACGGACAAGUUGUUUGAUGCCAGCCCAUGCAAAAACAGCUGCCAAUCUGUCCUCAUCGUGGAAGGUGACACCUUCUGCAGGCAUCUCCAGCGGGCGGGACAGGAACGCUGAAUCUCCAACGUGGAACUCGUACACCGUGGUUGCCGCCGCAAACAAUGCUCCGUCUUCAGCAACGGCUGGAAGACCCAAAGUCACCGAAAACUCCGGAGUCGCUGUCCCUUCCGCUCCUUCUCGUUCGUCGGAGAAGCCGCCACCUCCCGCUCCUUCUCGUGCGGCGAGGCGGUACGAUGGGAACCAAGGUGCACCUGGGAUUGCGUGGGGGGGGGGACGAUAACCCGGCGACGGGGGUGGGGGGCUGCUCGCGGGUCCUGGUGGCGGGGCUCCAGCUCCUUCAGCCGCGAUCGGAGCGCCCCCUGCUUCGCCCUAGCCGCUUGGAGAUACGCCUCACGCUCCGCCAGAACAGCCGCACGCUCCUCCUCCUGCUUCCUCGCCGCAGCAGCCCGAACAGCCUCACGCUCCUCCUCCUGCUUCCUCGCCGCAGCAGCCGGAGGAUAUGCGAAGGUGUACCGAUUCAGGAAAAAGUCAAUCGACGGAUACCCUGCGAAUCGGGUCCUCCUCAACACUCUUCACCCACUCUUCACCCACAGAAUUUACCCUCAACUGGGAACCUCUUGUGGCCAGGAUGGGNCGGAGGAUAUGCGAAGGUGUACCGAUUCAGGAAAAAGUCAAUCGACGGAUACCCUGCGAAUCGGGUCCUCCUCAACACUCUUCACCCACUCUUCACCCACAGAAUUUACCCUCAACUGGGAACCUCUUGUGGCCAGGAUGGGUAAUUCGAUGGAAGUGUCACAAGGUACUUUUUAGGAUCGACUCCAGAGGUGUUCUCAGGACUGGCACACAUUGUGUCCGUCGGAAAAUGUCCAAGUCAGGAGAAAAAAUGUGCACCGAAGGAGAUUCGUACCCGUAUCCUGCCGCUGACGCCAUGUGCGAAGGUAUACCGAUU
Messenger RNA from Ectocarpus sp. CCAP 1310/34, 2255 nucleotides. Lineage: Eukaryota; Phaeophyceae; Ectocarpales; Ectocarpaceae. The record is from the annotation of a GenBank genome assembly.